Amborella trichopoda is the source of this 2706-nucleotide messenger RNA. It is a transcript of the gene THO1, whose product is annotated as nuclear matrix protein-like protein. Gene Ontology annotation, biological process: mRNA export from nucleus. Gene Ontology annotation, cellular component: THO complex part of transcription export complex. Lineage: Eukaryota; Viridiplantae; Streptophyta; Magnoliopsida; Amborellales; Amborellaceae. The record is from RefSeq and is a predicted model, not a curated record.
GGCAUCCGCAAAGAUAUUAAGCAGGAGCUUGCCUCUCUCUGAGAGAGAGAGAGAGAGAGGGAGCUAGUAACAUAGAGAGAGAGAACAAGUUAGUUAGCGAUGGCGGAAGCUACUCCUCAACUACGCAUUCUCCUUCAUCAGCAGCAACCCCAAAAGGAACGCUCCCCCAUCACCGUUUCCAGCCACGCUGAUAGAAACCGAGUUCUUGAAGUAUUUAGACGUGCACUAUCGCAAGUUGGUCCACCUGCAAAUUUUGCUUUGCAGACAGUUCAGGAAGCCAUAAAACCACAGAAACAAACUGUGUUGGUGCAAGAUGAGAACCAAUCCUUGGAAAAUGCUCUACGGGCAUUACUUCAGGAACUAGCAUCCUCUGCAGUUCAGUUAGGAGAGCGCACUAUGCAAUAUGGACAGUCCAUUGAUGGUGCAGGGAGUAUGCCUGGUCUCAUACCUCGGCUUCUUGAUAUUGUCCUCUAUCUUUGUGAGCAAAGUCAUGUGGAGGGUGGUAUGAUAUUCCAGCUGCUAGAAGAUUUGACUGAAAUGUCAACCAUCAGAGAUUGUAAAGAAGUUUUUGGCUAUAUCGAGAGCAAGCAGGAUAUCUUAGGCAAGCAAGAACUCUUUGGCAGAGGGAAGCUUGUAAUGUUGAGGACAUGCAAUCAGCUUCUUCGUCGACUUUCUAAGGCAAAUGAUGUGGUCUUCUGUGGCCGUAUCCUUAUGUUUCUGGCUCAUGUCUUCCCAUUGUCGGAGCGCUCAGCUUUGAAUGUAAAGGGAGUUUUCAAUACAUCCAAUCAAACAAAGUAUGAACAAGAGCCUCCUGAAGGAAUUUCUGUUGAUUUCAACUUCUACAAGACAUUUUGGAGUUUGCAGGAGCACUUCUGUAACCCUACUUCCAUGACUCUAGCUUCUGCCAAGUGGCAGAACUUCACAUCCAGUUUGAUGGUUGUGAUGGAUACAUUUGAAGCUCAGCCUUUACAUGAAGAUGAUGGAAGUGCAAAUAUUCUUGACGAAGAAGAGGCAGUAGCAUUCAGCAUUAAGUAUCUGACCAGCAGUAAAUUAAUGGGACUAGAGUUAAAAGAUCCAAAUUUCCGCCGCCAUAUCCUUGUUCAAUGCCUUAUAUUGUUUGAUUACCUUAAGGCACCUGGAAAGAAUGACAAAGAAGGACCAAAGGAAAUCAUGAGAGAAGAAAUUAAAUCCUAUGAAGAGCGUGUGAAGAAGCUUCUUGAAAUGAUACCUUCAAAAGGGAAAGAGUUUCUUGAAAGGGUCGAGCAUAUAUUAGAACGGGAGAAAAACUGGGUUUGGUGGAAACGUGAUGGAUGCCCGCCUUUUGAAAAACAAGCAACAGAGAGGAAGACAAACCAAGAUGGCGCUAAAAAACGCAAGCCACGUUGGAGACUUGGAAACAAGGAACUUUCUCAGCUGUGGAAAUGGGCAGAUCAGAAUCCAAAUGCUUUGACGGAUGCUCAACGUGUAAGAACACCCUCGAUCACGGAGUACUGGAAAGCUCUUGCAGAGGAUAUGGAUACUUCUGCAGGAAUAGAGGCUGAAUAUCACCACAAGAAUAAUCGUGUUUACUGCUGGAAGGGCCUACGAUUUUCAGCUCGUCAAGACUUGGAAGGGUUCUCUCGGUUCACGGACCAUGGUGUUGAAGGAGUUGUGCCACCAGAACUUCUGCCACCUGAUAUACGAUCAAAGUAUCAUGCUAAAGCUGGUGACAAGUCUAAACGAGCUAAGAAGGAGGAGGAAGUAAAGGGCAAUGCCCCACUAGUUGAGGACAACCAGAAUGCUGGUGCCACAACUGAGCUAGAGGGAAGUGGCAGUGGUGCUGAGCUGGAAGACUCUGCAGCCCCAAUGGACACCGAUGUGGGCGCAGUGGGUGCAACAAAUAGUGGCGGUCCAUCACCCGAUGAGGCUCAAAAGCAGAGCCCAGAUGAUGAAGUGGGUCAAGAGGUGGUUCAACCGAUACUUGAUUCUGAGCCUGAGCCUGAGCUCGAUGCUGAAGGCAAGCCCGAACAAAUGCUUGAGCCUGAAUUACCCAAACCCGCCACUAUAGAUUUGCAGGAUGGAGUUGAGGAGAGUCCUCAAGAGCCGAUUGCUCCCUCUAAUUAAGGUUAGCUUCUCAGCACAAGAGUUUAUUGCUCCUAUUCAAAGGUGAACUUGCAAGAGGAAUGAAAGGGAAGAGAAACUGUUUUAGGCAUUCCAGGGUGGGAAAGAGAAAAUUAAGAAAAACAGAGGUAACUGGAGUAAGGCACUUUAGGAAUGGACCAAAUUUUCGAAGUGCACACUAUGUGGAUCUUAAUUUGUGUCGGAGCUGGACACCAAGUUCUAUGAAUGGUCCAGUUUUUAUGAUGGGAUUAUUUUCUGGAUGGGGCUUGGGCAUAUUCCCACAUUUGGAUUUGAAAAGUAUUGAGAGGUCUUCUUGCAGGGGCUUCUAGAAAACGUAAUGGUUGGAUUGUCCCUCAAGGAGUGGUAAGGUGCUAUUGACUCAGUGGGGAUCUGGUAAAUGUUGUGAGAUAUUUUUUCAUAUAAAUUAUUGUGGAUUAUUCAGAGAGUAUUGCAAGUGACUUUAUUUAUUUUUUUUACUUUAAAAUCUCAGUUCUUCUGGUUAAUUAUGUGGCACUGAGAAGUUUAAUCUGGACAUGUGACGGGUGUUCCUCAAACUCCUAUAUUCUUUUUUAGAGUAAAUUAAUAGAAUUUUGUAUUAGGGAUUUA